GAACAUUUAGUUUCGGUUUGGCAUCCAAAAAUAAAGGAAAAGAUAUACAAAAUUUAGAAAAAAUCAAAAAAAUUGUUUCCAAAUUGGCAGCAAAAUUUUGGUUAGAUGGCGAAGAAGGCGGCACAACAACAACUGCAGGCGGACAUCCAGACGGAUGAGGAAUUGGAGCGCUUUAUGGAACGACCGGGUCUUUUGGUUUUGGAUGUCUAUUCGGAGUGGUGCGGUCCUUGCAUUGGAAUGGUGGGCUGCCUGCGCAAAAUCAAACUCGAGAUCGGUGGCGACAACCUGCAUCUGGCCAUUUGCAAAUCGGACACCAUCUCAUACCUCAAGCGAUUCAAUAAAAGGAGCGAGCCCAUCUGGCUGUUUGUGACCGGAGGCAGGGCUGUGAACCUUCUGUUUGGCUCGGAUGUGCCCAAGUUGAUCGCCCUACUAACGCGGGAGCUGGAGAAGGUCGUCCAGCGGCAGCCGCGUCCCGUGACCUUUGCUGUGGAUGAACUGCAGCCAAUUGAGUUGGAGCAGCAACGGAUCAAAAUGGAGGCCAUCGAGCGGGCCGAGCGGAUUGAGCGCGAGAUCAAGCACAAGAAGCAGGUGGACUACCUCACUCAGGUGACGGACGCCAUAAUGGAGAAUAUGCCGGAUAUUGGAGUGACGGUCUUUGGACCGCAAGUCAAUCGUGAUAUGUUCAAGAAACUCACCGAACCCGCCGAACCGCUGAAGAUGCAAUGCAAGGAUCGCCGGGUCAUCCAGGUGGCCAGCGAUCAGUUCGAUGUGGUGAACUUUUCGUGCAAGAAUCCCAUGCCACCGGAUGUCAUUGAGCAACUGGACGGCAAGGAGCUGCUCAUGUGCUUCUGGAAGAUCGACGAGACCAUCGGCACCGUGCCCAAUGUCCUGAUGGCCUAUGCCAAUGAGCUGACCAAGGAGCGAGUGGCCCCGCCCAACGAGGACAUACCCGAGGAGCAUGUCAUCCCGCCAAUUAUCGUCACCAUGAAGCUGAAGGUCGAGGUGGAGCUGAAGGAGGGCGAGGUGUGGGUGGAGGAGAUCAGCUCCGAAGAGGAGGCGAGACUCAACCAGGCCAAGGCCAAGGGUAAGAGCAAGUCGAUUGUCCACGAAGAUGCCCACCUGGCCGAGGAGGAGGCGGCCGAUCUGGACGCCGAGGAGGAGGCCAGCGAGGAGGAGGCAGCCGGCGGAGGCGAACCUCCCGGCGGUGAUGCUAUGGGAGGAUUCCCCUCCAUUCCAGGCUUCGAUAUGGAUCUCGAUGUCGGCGAUGAGGCCGCCGAGGACGAGGAGGAGGUCCAGGAGGUCAAGGAGGAGGAGCCGCCCAAGCCUUUGACUCGCACCAAGACCGUGAAAAUGCCACCCAUCUGGGUGCCCAACAACCGGCGCACCCAUGCCGCCCUCAUCUAUGUCUUCUUCCGCGGCCAGACGAGCGGAUUCCUCCCACCCGAUCCCAAACCGGAGCCACCACAUGUGAUCAUGGCCUUCGAUGCCUCCAAGCGCAAGGAGAUCAUGCAUGUGGUGGAUCGCCACAAGGACGAUGUGCCGCUCUAUGGCUUCUUCUCCAGCGCCGAGCCGGAUGAGGCCGAGCUGAUAGCCAACUCGACGGAGAAGUACGAGGCCAGUCCCAAAACGCCGAACGACAAGAUUGUGCUCAAGGUCAACAAGGUUCAGUCCAACAUGAUGUUAUCGCUGGUCUCCUAUGGUCCUAGUUAUGUGAGUCCCAAUGUCACUGUUGGCAAGGAUGAGGCUCUCAAGUUCUUCCCGGAGGACUACAAGCCCCAGGAGGAGGUGGUCGUGGAGCCCGAAAAGAAGAAGAAGCGCAGCAAGAAGAGCCAAGAUCUCAGAGAGUCGGUGGAGGCGGAGGCCGUGGCAGCUCCUGCAGCCGCAGCAGCAGGGGCUCCUGCCGAGGCUCCAGCUCCUGUCGAAGGCGAAGCUCCCGACACAGAGGCUCCAGCCGAAGGAGAGGGCGAAGCUCCGGUGGCGCCGACGGAAGAAGGAGCAGCACCGGCCGGCGAGGCCCCCAAGGAGGAAGCUCCUCCCGCCGAAGCCCAGGAAGCUCCUCCCGCCGAAGCCCCUGAACCAGAGGCUCCUGCUCCCGCUGAUCCUGCUCCUGUUGAGCCUGCUCCUGCUGAUCCUCCUGCCGAGUAGCUCUAACCAUACGUUUGAAAAGUCCCCUAAAUUCAUUCUUUAGUUACCAAAUUGUAUGCCCAAUUGUCAAAAUUUUUAAAUGCAACUUGUUGAAAUACAUUAAAAAGUUUUGGUUCUGUAAA
Molecule: messenger RNA, 2267 nt
Organism: Drosophila subpulchrella
Lineage: Eukaryota; Metazoa; Arthropoda; Insecta; Diptera; Drosophilidae
Product: fibrous sheath CABYR-binding protein
Exons: 6
Coding region: 106-2145 (679 amino acids)
Source: RefSeq, a predicted model, not a curated record